Messenger RNA from Lathyrus oleraceus (garden pea), 1200 nucleotides. RefSeq lists its product as uncharacterized. NCBI's taxonomy places the organism in Eukaryota, Viridiplantae, Streptophyta, Magnoliopsida, Fabales, Fabaceae. The transcript is spliced from 3 exons. The record is from RefSeq and is a predicted model, not a curated record. Bases 1 to 1200 code for a protein of 399 amino acids.
AUGACUAUUGCUAAGUUCUAUGAUCCACCUCUACGUAUUCCUCCGAAGAGGAUAGCUUUAGCUUUGGGUAUGAAUGUUUUUGAAGUCGUGGACAAUUGGAAUGUGAAGGGAGCUCUCAAUGGUUUUUCUAGGAAGUUCUUGGAAGAUCAAGCUAAGAAGAUGGAAAAAGAAGACCUCCACUACACUCUCCAUGAUCGUCAUGAGAAGAAGGAAGGAACCAUCUUAUGUUGUGCGCAGCUGUUGCAUGCCUGGUUUAGAUCUCAUAUGCUAGAAGAUGGCCCUUUUGUCUCAAAGGAACUCAAGCCCUCCCAGAAGUUAGCUUCCCUCACUUCCAAUCAUGUUAAGUGGUAUAUCAGGGAUUGGGAGACCAAGGACGUUAUUGUCAGCAUUGGAGACUUCCCCAAUGUACCUUUGGUAGGAACCAGGGGUUGCAUCAACUAUAACCCCGUGUUAUCUUUGAGGCAGCAUUGUUACCCUAUGAAUGGCCCCCCAAAAGCUGAAGCUUUAGAGCCUUUCAUCUUACACAGUGCUGAAGCAGAUCAUCCCAUGGUGAAAAAGAUCAAGAGGUCUUGGCAAGCAGUUAUCAGAAAGGGUAAGGAGUUGGGUAAGAGAAAUGUCAUUGCGCAAGAGCCUUAUACUUGUUGGGUUAGAGAGAGGGUUCAGAUGGUUAAACUCCCUUUUCCAUUUGAUCCUUCUAUCUAUCCGUCGGUUCCUGAGCAAGAACCCAUAUUACCUGAAGACGUAGAGAAACUCAAUGCCUGUAUCAAGGAGUUGGAGUUGGAGAAUGCUGACUUAAGAAUUAAGCUCGGCCGAGUCUCGAUAGAGAAUGGGAAUUUGAAAGACGGUCAACAAAAGAAGGACAAAGAGCUUGAAAUCUCCAACAAAAGAGCUAGGGAGUCUGAAGCAAGGAGAGAAAAGUUCGGACAAGCGCUUUACAACACUAAAUCUGUGUUCAAGUCAAAGGAGGAGGAGUUGGAUAGAGCUUUACUCUGGAUUCAAAAACUCAACAAGACUCUGGAAUUGACCCUUGAAAUGAAAAGGGAAGCACGACUGAUUUCUAAGAUUCGUACUCGUGAACUGGAGAAUACCAUUCAGAAAUACAAGGAUACUCUGGAACGCGAGAAGCUGAGGACUGAAGAGUCAGAAAGAGUUUGCACACGGCUGAAAUAUCAGUUGGAACAAGCCGAUGCUAGAAUCUAG